AUGAAGCAUGUAUCCUGCGAAUACAUUCAUUGCACCCACGCCGACCUUCAAGGCCACGUUCCCAACUUUGCUUGCUAUGCCUGCUGCUUCGUUUGUAGUGGCUGACCCAGCGCCAGUAACGCUAGGCUUGGCAGAAGAGGCACCUACUGGAGUUGCCUCCCCUUUCAUCACAUAGGUGUUGGCCGCGGUUGCUUUGGUGUUGUUCGAAGUAGUAAUGAUUUCCGCUAUUUGGAAGGCAAGGGCCCCUAUAGUCAUGACCU
Molecule: messenger RNA, 260 nt
Organism: Hyaloscypha bicolor E
Lineage: Eukaryota; Fungi; Ascomycota; Leotiomycetes; Helotiales; Hyaloscyphaceae
Exons: 1
Coding region: 8-175 (55 amino acids)
Source: RefSeq, a predicted model, not a curated record